Messenger RNA from Panicum virgatum (switchgrass), 1041 nucleotides. Its product is annotated as phosphoserine phosphatase, chloroplastic-like. Gene Ontology annotation, molecular function: L-phosphoserine phosphatase activity; magnesium ion binding. The transcript is spliced from 9 exons. Gene Ontology annotation, cellular component: cytoplasm. The record is from RefSeq and is a predicted model, not a curated record. Gene Ontology annotation, biological process: dephosphorylation; L-serine biosynthetic process. Bases 1 to 1041 code for a protein of 346 amino acids. Lineage: Eukaryota; Viridiplantae; Streptophyta; Magnoliopsida; Poales; Poaceae.
AUGGCCUUGCCUCUGCCGGGCCCACCUGCCAGUGAGCCGCCGCUGCCGCUGCCGCUUUCCACAAUUCCACCUGGUGAGCAGAACCCCUCCGACACCACGCCGCCGCCGCUUCCGCUCGCCGGCACGUCACCGGGGAAGUCGGAGUUACACACUUACAUGGCCCGAUUAAAUGGAGGGAAACUGUACCCAGUCCAGUCGAUUUACAAUCCUCAGGUGUCUUCAGUUCGGUUGCCAAAGAAUUCAGGUCUACCAAGAAACUUGAGGAAGACUCUGUCCCAUCAUGACAAGCUUUCAAAUCGUCUCACUUUCAUACCAGCAGCCUUGUAUAAGAGUGCUUCCUCAAAUUUGGAGAACCACCAGCCUUCCAAACAGGUUAUCAGGACCUGGUGCGAUGCCGACGUGGUGUGCUUUGACGUCGACAGCACGGUCUGCCUGGAUGAGGGCAUCGAUGAGCUUGCGGAUUUCUGCGGGGCAGGUCAGGCCGUUGCCCAGUGGACAGCUAAGGCCAUGACUGGAUCGGUGGCAUUUGAAGAGGCGCUUGCUGCUCGUCUAUCUCUAUUCAAGCCAUCCAUUGAACAAGUACAGGACUCCACCAGAUACAACUCUCAGAUAUCUUCUGGAAUAGAUGAACUGAUCGAGAGGCUAAAAGCUAGAAAUACUGAUGUGUAUCUUGUUUCUGGGGGCUUCAGACAGAUGAUCAAGCCUGUUGCAUUGGAGCUUGGUGUUCCCCUUGAGAACAUUUUUGCUAAUCAAUUACUGUUUGGAACCUCUGGAGAGUAUGUGGGGUUUGACCCCACUGAACCUACUUCACAAAGUGGGGGUAAAGCUGUGGCAGUUCAACACAUAAGACAGUUCAUGAAGAAAUGCAGGUACAAGUCAGUUGUUAUGAUUGGAGAUGGUGCAACUGAUCUUGAGGCUCGGCAACCUGGUGGAGCGGACUUGUUUAUCUACUAUGGAGGAGUCCAGAUGAGGGAGGCAGUUGCGAGAAAAGCCGACUGGGUUGUCUCUGAUUUUCACGAGCUGAUGGCCUACUUGGCAUAA